Messenger RNA from Girardinichthys multiradiatus, 4963 nucleotides. RefSeq names its product membrane-associated ring finger (C3HC4) 8 (gene marchf8). Gene Ontology annotation, cellular component: early endosome membrane; late endosome membrane; cytoplasm. Gene Ontology annotation, biological process: antigen processing and presentation of peptide antigen via MHC class II; immune response; protein polyubiquitination. NCBI's taxonomy places the organism in Eukaryota, Metazoa, Chordata, Actinopteri, Cyprinodontiformes, Goodeidae. Bases 397 to 2133 code for a protein of 578 amino acids. Gene Ontology annotation, molecular function: zinc ion binding; ubiquitin protein ligase activity; MHC protein binding. The record is from RefSeq and is a predicted model, not a curated record. The transcript has 9 exons.
UUGUUGUGUUAUUUAUUUAUCAUCUUAAGCUUCCUAGAAAUAAAACACUGAUUAAUUCCGAUAUGAUUUUUAUUUCAAUGGUCCUGCUUGCUUUCUCUAAUCUGUAAUCAUCACCCCCACCGGUGCGCCGCCUGUCUUUUAAAUGUUCUUAUUGCUCAUGUCCUUGCGGGUGUUUUCUCCCUCUCUCUUGCGCUCCAUCUCAACGCGGAAGUCAGUUACGUACGACUUCACACAGCUGCUCAGCGGGGACGACGAAAUAAACAAGUCGUCGUGACUCAGUAGCCGAACGUAGCGGAAGGAUCAGGCGAGCUGUUGCAGUUAGAACCAUCAUGCACUUUGCUCUAGGAGCAAUAAAGGAAGUGUGUGUGUGAGCAACCCUGGUUGGCCCCUGCUGGGAUGAACAUGCCACUGCACCAAAUCUCCGUCAUCCCUCGGGAUGUCACCUCCUCGCGGGUGUCGGGCAGUGGGAAAGCUAAAGACAAGGACAAGCAGAAUGAAAAGCCUCUGGGUCAUUCAGCAAGCAGAUCUAGCAAUAUAUCAAAGGCAGGGAGCCCGACCUCAGUUAACGCCCCAUGCAGUUUCUCAAGGACGUCUGUUUCCCCCUCCAGCCAGGACAUCUGCAGCAGUCGGGAUCAGGACACUCAGAAACAGACUGCUGUGGUUCUGCUGAACUCCAACAGUAACACCUCUGAGGGUCUUUCAGUGACCACCCUCUGCGCAGACUCCCUGCAAGGCUCUAAGUGCACCAAACAGCGAGACUGGCUCUAUUUACUGCGUCCCGCCUCGGUCACCAUCCAGCCCAAAAACUCCCUCAGGUUUUCUCUGUCUCUGAAUGAUGUGGGCCAGCGUGUGGACAACCUUUGCCGUGGGCUGCAUUUCAUAGAUCGUACGUGCUCAGAGGGAGAACUGGAUAUGAAGCCUGAGCAUGCUCAGUGUCCCAACAGUAAGCUGUGCAGUGACAAUCCGGUCGCCACCCCUACGAGAGAGAGCCCAGAUGCUCCACUUUCAAUCCGCACCAACCUUCACCUUGUCCCUUCCCUCACUAACAACCACAAGUACAUGUUGGGCAAUCCAUCCGAUCCAACUCCUGCUUCUCAUCCCAACAGUCUCCUCCAGCCUCUUUCCGCUCCGGGCUCCAACUUCCUUCGUCUCCUCCUUCCCUUCUCCCGAUCUUCUACCUCAGCCAGUCUGCAGUGCUCUGAGCUGGGAAGCUACGCAUCCCACCUUCACAUCACCAAGUCCUGCAGCACUCUGCUUGAAGGCACCGAGUCAGGCUUUCUCUCACAAGGAGAUGACAUGUUUGAAGUAGAGCAUCCCAGAUUGCCUACCAAGGGAUUGAGCCAGAUGGCAACCUCAGAAACGAUCAGUGUGUCUGGGACUCUUCUAGCCCCGCUGUGCCAUAUGGACGAGGACACAGACCUGGAAUGCUGUUCGUUGCCUUUGACGGAGAAAUCAGAGCCACUGUCAAAUUACUCUCUAUCAGGGGACUGCUGCAGGAUUUGUCACUGUGAGGGAGAUGACGAGAGUCCUCUGAUCACACCGUGCCACUGCACAGGGAGCCUGCGCUUUGUCCACCAGGGCUGUCUGCAGCAGUGGAUCAAGAGCUCAGACACCCGCUGCUGUGAGCUCUGCAAAUAUGAGUUCAUCAUGGAGACAAAGCUCAAACCACUGCGCAAGUGGGAGAAACUACAGAUGACAGCAAGCGAGAGAAGGAAGAUUAUGUGCUCAGUUACCUUCCACGUCAUUGCAAUCACCUGUGUGGUUUGGUCGCUCUACGUCCUCAUCGACAGAACAGCGGAGGAAAUAAAAAAUGCCCGAAGAAUCCCAGGUAUCUUAGAAUGGCCUUUCUGGACCAAACUUGUGGUGGUGGCCAUCGGCUUCACGGGUGGACUGGUUUUUAUGUAUGUCCAGUGCAAGGUCUACAUCCAUUUAUGGAAGAGACUCAAGGCCUACAACCGGGUCAUAUUUGUGCAGAACCGGCCGGACACAUGUAAAAAGCUGGCGCUGGAGAAGCCCCCGCUCAUGGAGCCGAGCCUGGAGAGCAAGGAGGCACUGGCCCCCACCCAGUCAGACACAAACUCCUCCCAGUACACAGAGACGGAAGAAUACAGUAUGGAGGUCCUCCACGUCUGACACAAGGUUCGUUUCAUCGGCUCCCCUACUUGUGCUCGCAGAAACAGGCUUGAGGGAAGAGUAGCGCUCGACGUCCCCCUUCUUCUGAUGGUAGACUUGAACUGCUGUCCUCUUCUAACUCCACCUGCACUCUUCAUCCACACUCUGACCUUUCCUUCCCCAGGACCGGACUGUUUGUACUGACUUCUAUAAAUGUCACAAAAGGCCUGGAGGUUGCCACUCUACAUGCACUGUUCACAUUUCCCUUCAGUUGAGCAGAUCAGAGACACAAAGACUCCCUGAAAGCCCAUCCUUGGUGCAUUGUUUUUGGACUUGGUAGAAUUUCUUCACUUUUACCUCCUGUGAGUGUUGGAUCAAUACAUCACCAUGCAUCAGAUCUGUUCAACGUUCCACAUACUGCCAUCUCUGCACUGGUCUGACUGAUCGGGCCUUGGAAAUGCAUUGAAGCACUUUUUUUUUCUGAAGCUCUACAACACCUCCUCUCCUACCUUUAUAGGUCUCAUCCCUUUUUUAUUUUAGAAGGACCUAAAUCUUGUAUUUUGUUCAUUGGGAAGAGCACAGUGAAUUAUUUUCCUCAAAUACACAUACUCCAACAGACGCACCCUUCACUUUGAUGGCAAACAAAGGAAUCAGGGUAGGGAAAAAAAGAGGGAAACCUGCUGAAGGAAACAAAGGGUUAACACCUGUCUCCUCUGCCCUCAACAAAUGGACUUUCUGAAGGCUUUGAGAAUGUAAUCUUUUCUAAAAAUGAAUAAAAACAUAAAUAAAAUUUAAAAAAAAUAUUUUUUUUACUAGAGACUGGACAUUGCAAGAAUAAUUUCCAUGUCUCGACAAGGUAAUGUGAGGCCACAGGUAUAAAACAGCAUUACUUUUUUGUUUUUUUUUGGUUUAAUAUCUUGUGAAUGACACAGUAUUUACAAUGUGAUAUUCCAUGUGCUGUUUUUAAUGUGAGCUGAUGUUUGCUUAGUCAUGAGACAUUACCACUUUAUGCCUUGAGAAAUUAACAGCUUACUGUUUUCAGUUUCCUUUUUUGUUAUCUCCACCACGCAAAUGAGGAUUGAUUAAACUUUCACAGCUGGCUCUGAUUAAGAACCCACCAGAUUGUUAAUGUGGCUUAGUAAAAUUUGCCUCAUUUUCGCCUGUGCAGGUCUCGACAUUUAGACUCCACCCAUAUUGUUUGUUUAUAUUUCAGCAACAAGCUCUAAAAGAGGAUUUUUAGAGGAUUGGAGCAAUUGCAUAAACUGUUGUUGGCUUGUUUAUUUUCCCAGACUCUCUCACUUGCUCCAUCAUGUGUGUUUCAGUGUUUUAUCACCAGGCUGCCAGCAUCAUGCCUCUCAUUUCCUGCCCCUUCUUUAUUACAUCUUGCUACAUGUUCAUGAAUUUAAAGGGAAUCCUUAUUUUUUCUUACAGUCUGAUCAUUUUUCACGGAAACCUUUACGUUUGCAGUCUUUGAUGGAAAAAGCAUUAUUAAUGAGCUGGCUGUGUCGCAACCUGCUGGUGUGCAGCUGAAAUAGCACUCUGAAAAAGGCAGCAGUUGAUUUCUCUUGGCUUUACUUCUUUCAUUUGUGGAAACUCAUCAAUGCAAGACUCUACAACCAUUCAAACAACAUUUUCUUAAAAGCUGUCACUGAUACCAGAAUGCUUUCUGUGACCAAUAAGGAUGAGUUACUGCUCUGCAGCAGCAAUAAUCAAAAAGCACAUUUUUUCUUUUGCUUUUUUUUGUGAGAAUGCAUACUGUAUUUACAUACAAGCCCGUGGCAAUUAGAGAUCUGUUUAAAUAGAAAACAUGAGCCAAAGGAGCCCUCAUUGCCGCCUAUUAAGUUUGAUUAAGAAUUAGUGUCGCUUCCCAGAAUACCCAGCAGGCUCAGUGCAAUUAGACAGAUUAUAAAAGUGCAAUUAAGUUUUUCUGUUCUUAUUAUACAGUAAUGGUAAAGGUGUUUAAAGGUCAGGGUGUCCUCUGGGUGGAAAAUUAAAUUCUUUAUUUUUGUGUUUGUAUUUAUUUGUAUCAGAAAUAGGGUAUCCAUUUAAAUCCACCCUUCUUUAAGCAGUUUUUAUGCAACUUACAUCUAGUCUCUUUUUUUCUGGACAUUUACAAGAGACAAUUUCUUGACACACUUUUUCAGUCAUAUAUUAGUGUUUUUCCUCUUUUUAAAGCAUUUGUUAAAAUUUGCUUUAAAUAUGCAACUACAACUAAAACCACAGCAUGUAAAUUUUUGAAAUGAAAACUACUAAGAAUAAAGCUGCAGUUUCCCUGAGAUGGAGAAUUAACUUUGUUGUUUUCAUUUACUUUCAACUGCCAGGAGCCGGCUCCUUUCAUGAAGUUGACAGUUUUAAUAUACAUUUCUCUUUGAUAGUAUUUUGCUUUUUACUUAAAGUCAGUCAGUUUCUCAGAUAAACAUGAAAUAGCCAGAAAAUGUAAUGAUCUCCACUUGACAACUUUAUAGUCUAUUAAUCCUAAUUCAUGUCCGGAAAACUGAGCCUUACUUUCAUUUAAUGCGACUCUCAACCUCAAUAUUUUACUCUCAACUAUUUUCCCUAUUUUUUUAUGAAACUGGAUCAUGUCUGGGACUAGUGGAACUUGCAUAAAAAAGCUUCAUUUGUUUACUACUGACUGGACUUGAACAUAUAUGACUGUUUUCCCCCCAUCUUAUAUCAUUCCACAUGUUUUUGUCUGUGAAUUUGCUUUGAGAUAGUAACUGUAAAGAGUUUGGUAAAAGUGUGUAUGUUUUUAAGAGAAAUCUUGAUGUGUUUUCAGUUGAUUUCCAACGUUUGAACAAAUAUGUAGAAUUAAAAAGAACAACAAAAUAAAAAUUAAGUUGGGUCUUUUUUA